This is a messenger RNA of Chenopodium quinoa (quinoa), 4235 nucleotides long. RefSeq names its product phospholipase D gamma 1-like. Gene Ontology annotation, biological process: phospholipid catabolic process. The coding region runs from base 567 to 3890 and encodes 1107 amino acids. Lineage: Eukaryota; Viridiplantae; Streptophyta; Magnoliopsida; Caryophyllales; Amaranthaceae. The record is from RefSeq and is a predicted model, not a curated record. The transcript has 10 exons. Gene Ontology annotation, molecular function: D-type glycerophospholipase activity. Gene Ontology annotation, cellular component: plasma membrane.
UGUGUAUUCAACAUUACAUUACACAAAAAGUCAAAAAGUCAAGAAUUAUUUUCCUUAAUUAACAAAACAAAAAAAAAGUCAGGACUUUUCCAUGCGAAAUCAAAACAGUAUCUCUCUUCUUCUCCUUCCUCCCGUCUCUCUCCACCAUCAUUAUUCCCUCUGUUUUCACCAUUCUGAAUUUUCCCUUUUAUUUCUUGAUCUAAAUCUAAGCUCAAGCAUUCAUAAUCUUCACUUAAUUCUAAUCAAAUUCACAAAAAAAACCCAGCAAUUUGGUAAGCUUUUCAUCGAUUUUGAGGUAAUGAUAUUCAUUUCUGUUUAUCAAUUGCAUGAUCGUUUCUUGAACCCAGAAUUAGUUUGCUAAAACCCUAGAAAUCUGAGAAACUAGAUUCUGCAUCGUACCCUUAUAUUUGUAUGAUCUGUUGCUGUACUAAUAAUUAACAAACCCAUUUUGGAUUUUGCAUAAUUUUCUGGGAAUUUUGUUUCAUCUUGUAGUUUUGAUAUAUUAUAUGUAUAAUUAAUUUGAUUGAAACUUUGGAAUUUGGGUUUGAUUGAUUGAUUGAUUGAUUAUGGAUAAUAGAUAUGGUUCUGGACCUCCAUAUCCUUAUGGGUAUCCACCCCCAAGUCAGCCAUACCCACCACCCCAAAUUCCUGAGGUAUACCCUCCACCACCACCCCAUAGUUCUGAGGCAUACCCUCCACCACCACCCCAUAGUUCUGAGGUAUACCCUCCACCACCCCACAGUUCUGAGGCAUACCCACCACCCCCACAUUCCCAUUAUCCAUACCCGUAUUCGCAACCGGCUUACCCGUAUCCAUAUACGCAACCGGCUUACCCGUAUCCGCCACACCCGUAUUCUCAACCUAGUUACCAAGUUCCACCUCCUAGACCUUACUCAUAUUCAGGUCCUCUUCCCCAAACUACUGCACCUCCACCAAGUAUACAGCAUAGUAGUAGUUUUCAAUAUGGUUCAUCUCAUUACCAAUAUCAUCCUGAUUCGAGUCCAUAUCCGGCCCCUAAUGCCCCUCCCUUGCUUCCUUCGCGGAGUAAUAGCUUUAGUAGUGCCCAUGGACAUGAUAAUGUAGUGAGUGAGUUGCCAGAUAGUAGUGGGGUUGGUGUUGGUAGUAGGCCUUCCAAUGCUUCGAUAUACCCUCCUUUGGAUGAUCUUAUGUCGGGUAUGCGAUUGUCUGAUGUUCGCCCGUCUGCCCCUGCCUCACCUCCUGCACCUUCUGUGCCUUCGAUGGAUAGUUUAGCUUUAACCACCCCUGCAAGUCCUGGUGGAGAGUUUGGUCAUCAUGGCAGCUUGCAUGGGAUACAUGCUAGAAGUCCUAGUUGGGAUAGUUGUUUUUCUUGUGUUGGUUCUCCUAGUUCUUCUAGUUUUGAGAGCGAAGGUAUGCAGAUCGUGCCCUUACAAAAAGGGUCUUUGAAAGUUUUGCUCUUGCAUGGAAAUUUGGAUAUAUGGGUUUACGAGGCAAAGAAUCUUCCGAACAUGGACAUGUUUCAUAGAACUCUGGGUGAUAUGUUUGGAAGAUUACCUGGGAAUGUAAGCAAUAAAAUUGAGGGUCAUGUAUCUCGCAAGAUUACUAGUGAUCCGUAUGUGUCAAUAACAGUAUCCCACAAUGCUGUAAUUGGGAGGACUUAUGUGAUCAGUAACGAAGAGAAUCCUGUGUGGAUGCAGCACUUCAUUGUUCCGGUGGCACAUUAUGCUGCUGAAGUGCACUUCUUGGUCAAGGAUAGUGAUGUUGUAGGAUCCCAACUCAUAGGAAGUGUAUCGAUUCCUGUGGAACAACUGUAUUUAGGGGCAAAAGUUGAGGGUACAUAUCCUAUCCUUAAUGCUAGUGGGAAGCAAUGUAAGGCCGGAGCUGUCUUGAGCAUUUCCAUUCAAUAUACACCCAUCAAGAAUCUAAGCUCUUACCACCAUGGAGUUGGUGCUGGCCCUGAUUAUCAAGGGGUUCCUGACACUUAUUUUCCUCUUAGGAAAGGAGGAACAGUUACACUUUAUCAGGAUGCUCAUGUUCCUGAUGGCUGCCUUCCAGAAUUUAUGCUUGAUCGAGGAAUGAAGUAUGUGCAUGGAAAGUGUUGGCAAGACAUAUUUGAUGCUAUACGACAAGCAAGAAGGCUUGUGUACAUUACAGGGUGGUCAGUUUGGCAUAAGGUUAGAUUAGUUCGUGAUGGUGGAAAUCAUUCAUCUGACUGCAGCCUGGGAGAGCUUCUUAGGUCCAAAUCAGCAGAAGGAGUGAGAGUUCUGCUUCUUGUGUGGGAUGAUCCUACUUCAAGAAGCAUAUUGGGUUAUAAAACGGAUGGAAUUAUGGCAACCCAUGAUGAGGAGACUCGUCGUUUCUUUAAGCAUUCAUCAGUGCAGGUGCUAUUAUGUCCUCGCGUUGGUGGAAAACGACACAGCUGGGUCAAACAAAGGGAAGUUUCAACAAUUUAUACCCACCACCAGAAAACUGUGAUAGUUGAUGCUGAUGCUGGCAAUAAUAGAAGAAAAAUCAUUUCUUUUGUUGGCGGGCUUGAUUUAUGUGAUGGGAGAUAUGACACUCCGGUCCAUCCUCUGUUCAGAACCCAGGAUACAGUACACAAAGAUGACUAUCACAACCCCUCAUUCCAAGGCAAUACCACCGGCUGCCCAAGAGAACCGUGGCAUGAUUUGCACUGUAAAAUUGAUGGGCCUGCAGCAUAUGAUAUUCUUACCAACUUCCAACAACGAUGGUUAAAAGCUUCUAAAGCACAUGGGAUCAAAAAGUUAAAAAUGCCUAGUGAUGAUUCAUUACUGUUAAUUGAUCGCUUGCCUGACAUUGUUGGUAUAUCUGAUGUUCCUUGCCUUAGUGAGCAUGACCCAGAAUCUUGGCAUGUACAGGUUUUUCGGUCUAUCGAUUCCAGUUCUGUAAAAGCUUUUCCGAAGAAUCCAAAGGAAGCUACUAGCAUGAAUUUAGUCUGCGGGAAGAAUGUUUUGAUUGACAUGAGCAUACAUACAGCAUAUGUGAAGGCUAUUCGAGCUGCCCAACACUACAUCUAUAUAGAGAAUCAAUAUUUCAUUGGUUCUUCAUAUAACUGGAGUUCAUACAGAGAAUUGGGUGCUAACAAUUUGAUUCCCAUGGAAAUUGCUCUCAAAAUUGCUGAGAAGAUCAAAGCUCAUGAGAGAUUUGCUGCAUAUAUUGUUGUCCCAAUGUGGCCAGAGGGCGUUCCAACUGGCGCUGCUACUCAGAGGAUUCUCUUUUGGCAGAACAAAACAAUGCAAAUGAUGUAUGAAACCAUUUACAAGGCUCUGGUUGAGGUUGGCCUUGAGGAAGCUUAUACGCCCUUAGAUUACUUGAACUUCUUCUGUCUUGGCAAUCGUGAAGCUCCAGAUGGGAGUCCCGCGUCAGCUGGAGGUCCCCACCCUCCAAACAGUCCUCAGGCUAUGUGUCAAAAGAGCCGAAGAUUCAUGAUAUAUGUUCAUUCUAAAGGAAUGAUAGUGGAUGACGAGUAUGUGAUUUUGGGUUCUGCAAACAUCAACCAACGGUCAAUGGAGGGAACCAGGGACACAGAGAUUGCAAUGGGAGCCUAUCAGCCUCAUUACACCUGGGCCAAAAAAUCAGCUCAUCCUUUUGGACAGAUAUAUGGGUAUAGAAUGUCUCUUUGGGCUGAACAUCUUGGACUUGUUGAUGACUGCUUCACUGAACCAGAAACUAUAGAAUGUGUUAGAAAAGUGAGGGGUUUGGGAGAAAUGAAUUGGAGACAAUUUGCAGCUCCAGAGGCCACCGAAAUGAGGGGCCACCUCCUUAAGUACCCUGUUGAGGUUGAUCGAAGGGGUAAGGUAAAAUCUCUUCCGGGAUGUGAAAAUUUUCCUGAUCUUGGCGGUAACAUAUGUGGCUCCUUCAUUGGAAUUCAAGAGAAUCUCACCAUCUGAUGAACUUAUUGCCACCACCUUGCAACAAAUAACUGUUCAGGUUUUCAACAGAUGCAACAAAUUUUGAGACUGAGACGGAAGUUAUAGCUUAGAGGCUAGAGUUAAACUUUGAUUUAUACCAAUAGCUUUAUUUUUAACUUGUAUGUUUUCCGAGGAUGUAAUUAAGCAUAGUGUUGGUAACAUGGUUUUUCUUGGUGGAUAAUUUGUUGCCACCCAUGCUUCACUAUACAUGAAGUCAUGUACUGAUAAAACCAUAUACAGGUAGGAUUAUCUGUAAAAGUGAUGGUGUAGUGUAAUAAUCCAUCCUAUAAUCAAAUUGUUUUUGUCUUUAAGGCACUUCUUUAA